GAUACGGACGCAUUUUCAGCAUCUUCUCUAUAUAAGACGAGGGGCAAUAGGCUCGGGAUUACUCGUAGUUAGGUCAUCGUCAACUUCAUACGUUAUUUUUUAAAAUAUAAAAUGGCUAAAUUUCUGAUAGUAACAUUAGCAAUAAUUUCGGUGGCUGUGGCUCGACCAGGAUACGGAAGUGUACAUAGUAGUGAAGACUCAGAUAUCAGCCACGAGGAAUACGGCAAUAAGCAUGAGGGACAAGUGAACUGGCACGUCGGCUACGGAGUGGGACACGUUGCCGGCGCAGUACAGGAACAUGCUAGUACUACAGGGGAACAUGGUGGUACUACAGCAGAACAUGCCGGUACGGAACAAGAACAUGGCGCCGGUGAAGUGGGCGUUGGUCAAGCUAGCAACGGCGUCGGCGUCGGCACUGAGCACGCAGCUACCAGUGCGGGGCUUGGUACAGCAAAGGUACAAAGCCUUUACAAUACUGGCACCAGCGUAGGGUUGGCGCUCGCAAAAGCCGGCCACCGUAAACCUAGCGGAUUGGGUCAUGGACACGGAACCACCGGUCACAGCGGAACUAGUAUAGGAGUCAUGAUGUCCAGAGGUGCUGCCCACAAAGCUGCAGCUGCGGCAGGAGUUGGGCACGGCAGCGGUGUAGAAAAAGACAGCCAUAGUUACGGAACCGGUCACGAAUCAACUCACGGCACCAGCACCGGUCAUUCAGCCCACAGCUUCGGUCACGGCUCCGAACAUGGAUUCAAACAAGUAUCGGAGCAUGGAUUCGAAAAAGGAUCGAGUCAUGGACACGGACACGGACACGGUUCUGGUCACGGAUUCGACCACGGACAUGGACAUGGAUACGAACACGGCGGUUAUUUCGGUCACAACACAGGAUACAGUGGUGAAGACUUCGGAGACAGUGGUGAAGAAAGCCACGGAGCCCAUGAACAUUAUUAGAUAAUAGAAUUAUGUUAAGGUACAAAAAUGUUGCAUAGUACAUAAGAAUUUGAACUGUAAGAAAGAAACAUUAAAAAUGAAUGUGAUAAGUAAAAUAUCAGUCAUUGUCCCAAUGUGUUGGCCAAAACAGUGAAA
This is a messenger RNA of Papilio polytes (common Mormon), 1083 nucleotides long. Its product is annotated as glycine-rich cell wall structural protein 1.8-like. Bases 112 to 948 code for a protein of 278 amino acids. The transcript is spliced from 3 exons. Lineage: Eukaryota; Metazoa; Arthropoda; Insecta; Lepidoptera; Papilionidae. The record is from RefSeq and is a predicted model, not a curated record.